This is a messenger RNA of Phyllopteryx taeniolatus (common seadragon), 2938 nucleotides long. It is a transcript of the gene syt16, whose product is annotated as synaptotagmin XVI. Lineage: Eukaryota; Metazoa; Chordata; Actinopteri; Syngnathiformes; Syngnathidae. The coding region runs from base 801 to 2450 and encodes 549 amino acids. The record is from RefSeq and is a predicted model, not a curated record. The transcript is spliced from 7 exons.
AUGUGUUGCUUCACUGUUUGUGUUCCAACAUUCAUUUCUUCUAAAACGGCAACAAUCGACGAUGCCGCCAACCAUGUUUUUAAGAUAAAGGCUAAAGGCUAAAUCAUGUGCUUGUUUUAAAAACACAAGUUGUAAUUGUCUUCUUUUCGGGAAGAAUUGUUCACUAGUUGCCAAAGUGCUGCCGCUUGUUGUCAAGCGCGUCGCGUUCACCGCCACCCACCGGACAGCGUUCGUAAAUUCAACUUGAGGCAAAAAAUUGUCCAGAUGAUGACUCGCAUCUGGGGGGGAAAAAAACCAACAAAAAAAAAAAAAAAAGCCGUAUCCGAAGGCAGCGCAAAGUUUCAGGAAGGCGGCGACGACGUGCGCCGAAAAGUUACGAGUCAGUUUGCAGUGUAUCUAAUCAAGUGUCCCUCACGUGUUCGGGGUUAGUUAUGUGUGUGUGAUGUUGCUGGGUUACCACGGCAACCCAGUCAGGCUCCCGGCACCUCAUCAACUUCCUCCUCCUCCCGGACGGCCCUUCCCGGAAACGACUUCCUGUUUGGCCGGAAAGCGCCGGGCGUAUUCUGCCGUUUGUUCUGCACCGCGUCGAUCGUUCGAAAGAAUUCUCGGCUCCUGUUUGCUCACCGAGCCGCAGGCCGCGCGCCCGCGUCAACUGGCGUACGUGCGUCGACCCCACCCUCCUCCGCCGCCGCACGGGAACCGCAGACGGAACAACCGGCUGCGGGAACAGAAAGAAAGAAAGAAAGAAAGAAAGAAGACGGGUGAAGAAGGAGUCGGAGUAGGAGGAGGUUCCGGAAGACAUGAGCGCGGCGCCAAACUCGACGGCGCCGUCUUCGGAUGUUGAAAUCACGCCGGAGGCGGUGGGCUUCCUGUCGGCGGUGGGCGUCUUCAUCGCGGCGCUGGCGCUCGUCUUCCUCUUCGUCAACAAGAUGCUCUGCUUCUCCAAAGUGGGCGGAGCUCCGUGUCUGGAGCGGCGGCGGCGGUCUCCGGGGGUCCGCCGAGGCCUCGUCGACAGCGGUGACCAAUCGUCCUCGGACAGCGACAACCAGUUGAUGAAACACUUUGAGAUUUCCGUGUCACGCUCGAAAGGUCGCCGGCCCGCGGCGGCGAGCGGUCGGCGCGAUCUCUUUGCCGGCGAGCGGACGACGGCGGACGACGGCGCGGAGUCGUCCCAGCGGGAAGAGAGAAAGCGGUGUUGGGGCGGGAUUAUGUCAAUGAGCCAAAUUGUGACGCGAACACGUUUUCUCGUCGCGGACGUUUUCCCGCCAGCCGUCACAGAGGCCACCGGUCAACGUCACCGUCUGGACGAGACACGGGGGGCGCCGGAGGGACCCCCGCCACAACAACCACAUUCGUUGGCCGCCGUGGAAGAGAGUCCCGCACCCUCCGACGCGAAACCACCAAUCACGGACAACAACUCGGAGGACCUGGAGGCGGGCUGCGGCCAAACUGCUGACGGUUCCGCCGCAUGGAAACCUCAGGAGCCCCGAACCCCGAAUGACGUCACCCCCUCGCCCGCCGGCUCCUCCCCCCGGCGACCUCUCUCCAAGUGCUGCGACCUGCUGGUCUCGCUGGAGUACCGAGCGGCGGCCGAGAAGCUGCUGGUCACCGUGGUGUCGGCGCGAGAUCUUCCGGACCGGCGGCGAAGCGGGAUGGACGCCUGGCAGGUCCACGUGGUCCUCCUGCCCACCAAGAAGCAACGGCACAAGACGUCGCUCAGGCGGCCGGCCGGCGCGGAGGGUCCGGCCUCGCUCGGCUUCGGCCAGACCUUCGCCUUGACGCGCGUGGAGGCCUCCCGCCUCCCGGCGGCGGCGCUCAGGUUCCGCAUGUACGCCCUGGAGGGCAGGAUGUCGCGGCAGCGGAUGAUGGGCGAGAAGCUUCUGCCUCUGGCCGGUGUGGACCGGGCCGGCGGAACCGCAGACAUCCGUCUGGUCCUGGAGCCUCGCCACAACACCAAGAGCGUGGACUCGGAGCUGAGCCUGGCCGGCGACAGCGCGUCGUCAACGCAGUCGCUGACUCACGGCGGCGCUCCUGAGCUCCUGAUGGGCCUCUCCUACAGCGCCACCACCGGGAGGAUGUCGGUGGAGGUCAUCAAGGGGAGCCACUUUAGGAACAUGGCUGCCAACAGACCUCCUGACACGUUCGCCCGACUGACACUGCUGAACUCGGUGGGCCAGGAGAUCUCGCGCUGCAAGACGUCGGUCCGGCGCGCGCAGCCCAACCCGGUGUACAGGGAGACCUUCGCCUUCCAGGUGCCGCUCUUCCAGCUUUCCGACGUCACGCUCAUGGCGUCCGUGUACGGCCGCCGCGGCCUCAAGCGAAAGGAGAUGAUCGGCUGGGCGGCCCUGGGCCAGAACAGCAGCGGCGAGGAGGAGCGCCUCCACUGGCGGGACGCGAAGGACGCGCGCGGCGCGCAAGUGUGCAGGUGGCACGUCCUCCUCGACGCCUGACUCCUCGGCGGACCGUUUAGGACACGCGCAAAAGAAAAAAACAAUGCAACAAAGGCCCACCUUUUCCAAACAAAAAGUUUUCCAGAUGAAAGUUGGAAUAUUACAAGAUUCAAGUUGUACAUCCAUUUUUGGACAAUAAAGUUGUAUAUUAUUGAGAAAAAAGCAGUACACUUUCAGAUUAAAGUCGUAAUCUUGAAGAAAAAGUGGUCGGUUUUGGAGAAUUUGUAGAUUAGAACUGAAAAAGAUGAAACCUUUUUCUGAUGCAAUUCCAAGGAAAACAAAAAUCUCCUUUUUAAGAAGAGAACAUGUACAACUUUAUUGACGUAAUAUUUAAGCGUUUCUCGUAAGAAAAUAGCACCUUUCACCUAAAAAACUCGACGAUGAAUCUAAAAAACUUUUUCUCAGUUAUAUACGACUUCAUACUCCAUCCAACAUUUACGACUUUUAUGUACAAAAUUCCCAAAAUAAAAAUGCAACCUUUUACUUUG